AGAAAAGCGAGAUCCGCUCUUUCACUAACGAUCCUGCGUGUUUCCGCGUGGAAUAAUUUCCGAUUUUUUCCUCUGCUUGUGGGUACUGUCUUUCUCUCCUCCGAUCCCUGGCCGCGCCGUCGUGCACCGCUGUCGCCGAUUGUGGGCAGUAUUUCAUUGCAGCAGCGGUUUUGCUCAACGUGGAAAGUUGCGAAGCUUUUCCUUCUUCUGAACUGCCUUUUACAUUUACUUUGCUCACUUCUCCCCGUUCUUGGGAACUGCGGCUCGUGGACACUCGAACUGUGGCGAAGGAGCGACGAUCGUUUGAGCCUGCGGUGCGUCCUCUCUUGACCGACCGUCCUUCGAAGGCAUCCCCUUGCACAACAAUCUGCCAACGCGUUUCUCCCCCAGCACGCUUCCGCGUCUUUCCCUCGUUUUCUCCCCCGCGUUUUGACAACCCGCUCGUACGCCAACGCUCUGCGCUUGGUGUGUCCACUCCUCGAUUUGUGCCACUGCGCUGUCGUCGAUCCGGCUUUUCUGGGGCUGCGACUGCGCCGCGUUUUCCCAGGAAUCACGCGUCGCAUCAGCUUCUCUUCCACGAGUUUCUGCUUCGGUUAAGCUGCAAAAAUGGCGUUCAAGGGCAUGUGCCUUGCGGAGGGGAUGUCCUCAAAGAGGGUUCUCCGGAACGCUCUGUUGCUCGCGCCUUUCCUUUCCGCUUCCCUGGUUCCAGGUGUCGUCGUGCAGCGCGAAGGCACCUUUGUUACUGCGGCAUCCACCCCGCCAAGGGAAGCCCACGCUAACUUCCUGGACCGUGGCGUUGGGGAAGGAGAUUCCGACCAGUACCCGCUUCUGACUGGAGGGGUAAACGACUCUUUCAUGCUCACGGGAGAGCAGGAACAAGAUGAGCAGCAGCAAAACACCUUGGUCAACUUAAACGUGGGGUACGGUGGAGAACAUGGACACGAUAUGCCGCAGUUUGCUGUCCAAGGAGCGAUCGAAGGCGAGAACCGCGAGGAACAGCCCAACCGUUCAAUGAAUCACCAUUUCUACGAGAGGCGUGGAAUGGGGAAGAGGAGAGCGGGCCGAGGACGGAAGUCAGGGAUCGCACGCAGACACUCUAGUGAAACGCGCAACAGGUCUACCAUUGCCACCAUCGCCGUCCAGACUAUCAUUGCCGUCGGUGUCCUUGCCGCCGGAGCGACUUUUGCCUUGCGUCAACUCGCGGAGGUUCGCAGAGCAGCUGUGGAUGCGGAGAAGGCUGCGCUGCUGGAGAUCCAAAGAAAACAUAAGGAGGAAGCUGUAAGUCUGCGACAGCAACGACGCGGCCGAGGUGCACGGAAAUCCACAUGCUUGCAGAUUUGCGCUCUGCUCCAGCUCAGCAGCACAUGGAACGGAGACAGACAAUAAGGUAGCUGACAACACCCGCGAAACUGACGGAGUUUACCAUUCAGCGCCACUUCCAUUUCCUGAGAUCGCGAUGGCAAUUGAGGAGCCGGCGAAUCGGUUAGUGUUGCAGCAUUUAGGGGGCCUCUCUGCACAGAUGCUGUUGCGGAUUGCUGGUCGACUGCAGGCAGCGGAGACGUGGAUGAACGCCUACAUCGUUUCCUCCACAGAGGUUUUCUCGCCUUGCGCCAGCCGUUGAAGAGAGGAUGCUUGACAAGGUCCACCCUUCGUGACACUCAGAAUGCCGCGUAAAAUUCAAAGAGUUGUUUCGUAACUCGCGUUUCAUCUUUGAUUUAACUUCUGCGCAAAUGACCUUUCUCUCAGACGGUGAGUUGCACGUACUUUAUCCUUUCCGUACGUGAAUCACUACAUGACUGCGCCGACAUAAAUCUGAUAGAUGAUCUACCCAAACUGAAGAAGGUAAGACCUGGUCGAGUUUGCUUCCGGAUGAGGACACGACUCGGAAUUCCUUGAAAUCCGCCCGCGACGAGUUCCCACCGAUACCGGCUUCCUGAAAGAGCGCGGAGACACUGAUCACACAUGCGCUCACUUCGACCAGCAUAUGCUUCGCGUUUUUUUAAUACUUCCAUACUCGUCUGAGAGAAGAACGCGUCUAUGUCUCCAUUGUGCCCUUUCGUACUCCAGGAACACGAGCAGCUCGUAUGUUUGGACGCAAGAACGGGGUAAUAUGAGUACCUAGAUGGCUUCGUUGAAGACAUGAAUACCAAGAUGUAUCGGCGACGGCCUCGAGAACACGGAGCUCGGAACGCAUUUUGCUUCAACUCAAGCAGCUGGCGAUGUCCGGGAGAGAAAUCUUCAAAAUCUCUGCGAUGCGAGUGAUUCAGGCAAAGGGACGUGCGACCGGGUUUUCGGCGGCCGUCGUUCCGUGCCAAUCCAGUUCCUGGCUCACAUUUUGUGAUGUCCGCUUUUCUUUGGGUCUCAACAAAAACCGCUGAGGGCGGGGGCGAUCCGUUCACUCAGUGAACCCGUGGUCCACGAGCUAAGCAAGGCACCAGUGCAGAUCGAUGGAG
Molecule: messenger RNA, 2453 nt
Organism: Toxoplasma gondii ME49
Lineage: Eukaryota; Apicomplexa; Conoidasida; Eucoccidiorida; Sarcocystidae
Exons: 6
Coding region: 607-1386 (259 amino acids)
Source: RefSeq, a predicted model, not a curated record